AUGGCCAUCUCUCUUGCCAACAAUAGCCCAACUCGGCUGGGUCUACCUCCGGACGAAAAGGGGCAGAAGCUGAGCAUGUGGCAUCGAUUGGGUCUGCGGCGAUGGCUGGGCCGAGACGAUCGAGAUGGCCAGGACUUCCCCCACCGACCCUCCAGCCCUCGCAAACAAGACAACCUGACUCGCCGUCUCUCGCGCCGAGUGGGCGUUGGCCUGCCUCGAUCUACUACCUUCAAACGCCAGAUCUCCGAACGCCGGGACCAUCUCGCACCGCUCGAGCCUGAACACCGUCGAGCACACUCGGCCGACCGUCGCACGCUGAGUGCCCAAAGGACCCGGUCUCCACCGCCCGUGGAUCCCCGACUCUCCCUGCCUGAGGUUCAGUGGCUCGGCCCGCCCGCAACCACGGUCGACGAGCCAGAGACGAGCUUGAACUAUGACCUAGAAACCGAUUCCCUCGAUUGGACCCCGGACGUGACAACCGCCCCGGAGGCACCCACACAGGACACCCUCGAGAUGGAGCUGGAACGUCGGUGGAUUCUGAACCUGAGCAUGCACUUCCGUGAUCGCUCCGAGCGGGAGAAGUUCUUUGUGACCUACGCCGAGACGCCUACCAAAUGGCGCCGGGUAACGAUCUCCUGCGAUUACAGGGCUGCUCCGCCGGAUUCGCUGGAGCAGGAUUUGAAGGAGCUCCGGUACCAGCGGGACAAGUGUGCCCGGAUCUACGAGUCCAUCCGCGAGUCCCUUUUGGAGAUCCAAUUCUACGAUACCGUCACCAAUUUGAAGGUGGAAACACGCGACGGCCGCCUCCAUGUCCAUGUUACCGAAGACGUCAACGAAACGAUCCCCUAUCCUCCGAUCUCGAGUAUCGGCCACCUGCCCGGCGCGCGGUGCGUCCCCGAACAAUUCCUUCAUUUCGAGUCCCAUUUGUCCGGAUUUGUUUAUAAAGUGAGGCUGGGAGGUCACGCGUAUAUAAAGAAGGAGAUUCCGGGCCCGGAUACCGUGGAUGAGUUUCUCUACGAGAUUAAUGCUCUUCACGCGCUGAGCGGGGCUCCCAAUGUGAUACAGGUGGAGGGAAUCGUGGUCGAUGAACGCCAGGAGGUUGUGAAGGGCUUGCUCAUCAAUUACGCCGAGCAAGGUGCGCUGGUGGAUAUUUUGUAUGAACAGAGAGGACGGAUUGCUUUUGGCAGGCGUGAACGAUGGGCCAAACAAAUUGUUCAGGGUCUUUGUGAGAUCCAUGAAUCUGGCUACGUGCAGGGCGAUUUCACGCUGUCGAAUAUUGUGGUGGAUGGAGAUGACAAUGCUCACAUUAUCGAUAUCAACCGCCGAGGCUGUCCUGUGGGAUGGGAGCCACCGGAAAUUGCUGCCAAAAUUGAGAGCAACCAACGCAUUUCCAUGUAUAUUGGAGUGAAGACUGACCUUUACCAACUCGGAAUGACGCUCUGGGCUUUGAUCAUGGAGGAAGAUGAGCCUGAGCGUCAGCCUCGCCCCUUAAUGUUCGACAUUGACUCAGAUGUGCCUGAUUAUUACCGCAGACUCGUGGAAAUCUGCCUCAGUCCAACCCCGCGGCAUCGAUUGGCGGCGAAAGACCUACUGAGGCUUUUCCCGCCAGACUUACUAUCCCGUCCUUUCCCUCCCCCAGGACGCCGAGUGAGUGGAUCGGAAUUGAGGCCUAUCGUCAUCAAAGGAAAUAGUAUCGGCUCUCCACUCACUCGCCUUCCGAACCGAAUCCCCUCGAAGACUUCCUUCGACCGGAAUUCUCUUAAAUCUCAUCCGUCACAGCCUAUUUUCUCCGAAAAUCACGACCAAGGAAAGGGAUCGACUCCCACUCUUACUGGCUCUAACCGAGGCGCUUGCUUCCCUUCUCGACAUUCGUCAGCCUCGACUUUGAACCACCACGAACACAAUGAAGUGCACGGUGAGAUCAACAAGGGCUGGGCCAAUUAUCAUCAACUAAAUUGCAACGCUGGAGAGCUCGCAAGAGAAGUUUCCUCAGAAAUUCAAACCAAAAAUGCAAAGCCACUUACCCCAGCCAACGACUGCGGCGUUGACCCAGUUGAGCAGCAGCAAGCACCACACUUGGAGGAAUCAACCAUUCCUUCGUGCCGCUACACGAAAGAACCGGUGCAUCCCGCAGAUCAAAUUGAGCCGAGUCCAAUGCAGCCUCUACAUAUUCCGGCAGUUCCCCCGCCGGUAACGAAUGACGGUUAUGAAGACGCUGCAGCUUCAGCGGGAGAAGAGGAGUGUCAGUCUAGACAUGAUGCUCCUGACACCGAGUCUCGGCCAGUGGAGGGCUUGGAGUCACCAUCUCUCCUUCACUCUGUUCUACCGAUCAAUCCCGCGCAUACUCUCUCUCGACGCAGGACUUUCCCUGCAGUUUCACAGGAUGUCAAAAUGUCUCCGUCACCCGAGAGAUUCGAAUUUGAUUCACCUCCUCUCGUCCAACUUUCUGAGUCGCUGCUCCCCAUCAAUCCCGCCUUCGGGGCGCCCGUCUCCAAAUCACCCCCCCUCGCUUUUCGAGUCCAAACUUCCUAUCAAUCCCGCCCAUAG
Molecule: messenger RNA, 2547 nt
Organism: Penicillium chermesinum
Lineage: Eukaryota; Fungi; Ascomycota; Eurotiomycetes; Eurotiales; Aspergillaceae
Product: protein kinase family protein
Exons: 1
Coding region: 1-2547 (848 amino acids)
Biological process (GO): protein phosphorylation
Molecular function (GO): ATP binding; protein kinase activity
Source: RefSeq, a predicted model, not a curated record